CAUUUCCGUUCGUGAUCCCCAAGACCAUCAUACUCUUGAACUCUUUACUUGGUUGACUACAUCUGUACCUAUUGACUCCAAAUGACCUCAUAUCUUCCUCACAUAAUGCCUAAUUAACUAGCAUAUGCCCACACACCUAGUAGAAAAGCCCAUCUUUCUCUUCAAAGCUUAUUACAUCACAAACUAUAGGUUAAGGCAAUAGGAUCAAGAAAUGAGUGAAAUCAAGAAGGCAGAGUUGGUCAUCAUACCAUCUCCUGGAAUGGGUCAUCUGGUACCCGCAAUAGAGAUGGCAAAGCUCCUUAUAACGAGAGAUGAUCAGCUCUCCGUUACUGUCCUUAUCAUGAACAUGAACCUAGACUCCAAUCUCAAUCCUUACAUCCAAUCACUUUCCUCAAAUGCUAAUUGCACCUCAUCAAAAUUGAAAUUUAUACUUCUCCCUCGAGAUGAAUCCACUUUGCAACUCCUCAACAGCAAAACAUUCUUUUCUGGAUUUAUUGAUAGCCAUAAGCCUCAGGUUAGACAGGUUGUGGCUCAAAUUCAGCAAACAGCUACACUAUCGGGAUUUGUGGUAGACAUGAUGUGUACCACAAUGAUAGAUGUGGCUAAUGAAUUUGGUGUCCCGACUUAUGUUUUCUACACGACUAGUGCAGCUGUGCUUGGCCUCCACUUUCAUAUGCAGAGCCUAAGGGAUGAUUUUAACACGGAUGUUACCAAUUACAAGGAUGACCCUGAAUCAGAACUCUCUGUACCUUCAUAUUUAAAUCCAUUUCCAGCGAAAUGUUUGCCGUUCAUACUCUUGGACAAGGAAGGUGGUUCCACUAUGUUCCUUGAUAUUUCCAAAAGAUAUCGAGAAACCAGAGGAAUCUUGGUGAACACCUUGCAGGAGUUGGAAACUCAUGCCAUGAAAUCGCUCUCUCUGGACGAGAAAAUCCCACCCGUUAAUCCAGUAGGACCAGUGCUGAAUCUCAAUAGUUGCGUCGGCAAUAAGGAAGAGUCAUCUCGAGGGGAAAUUAUCAAAUGGUUAGAUACACAAACUCCAUCCUCUGUAGUGUUCCUCUGCUUUGGAAGCUCGGGAAGUUUCAAUAAAGAGCAAGUGAAGGAAAUUGCGCAGGCUCUAGAGGGCAGCGGUGUCAGGUUCUUGUGGUCUCUAAGAAAGCCACCACCUAAAGAUUCAUGGUAUCCAAGUGACUAUGAGAACCCGGAAGAUGCCUUGCCGGAGGGGUUUCUGGAAAGGACGAAACGGAUUGGAAAGGUGAUAGGAUGGGCACCCCAAUCUGUAAUCUUGUCUCAUCCAUCCGUGGGUGGAUUUGUGUCGCACUGUGGUUGGAAUUCAGUAUUGGAGAGUAUCUGGUUCGGAGUGCCAAUGGCAACUUGGCCAAUGUAUUCGGAGCUGCAAGCAAAUGCGUUUCAAUUAGUGAAGGAUUUGGGUAUGGCAGUGGAUAUUAAGAUGGAUUAUAAUAUCAGGGGAAGUAACACAUACGUUAUAAAAGCGGAGGACAUAGAGAAAGCAAUAAGGCAGUUGAUGGAUCCUGAAAAUGAAAUAAGGACGAAGGUGAAAGACAUGAAGGAGAAGAGCAGAUUGGCUCUAGAGGAAGGUGGCUCAUCCUACACUUGUGGACGUUUUAUUGAGCAGGUUAUGGGCAACAUCUAAAUAAUGAACAGUCCUGCAUUUCCAUUCAGUUGCUAUCCAAGUGUGUCCAACAGCACUGCAGCGGUAGGGUUCUUAGGUAGCUGAGAGUAUUCUCACUUAUGCUUAUUCUUCCAUAAUGGUAAUUGUAGUAUAUAUAUAUUUUUUUUUUAUCUUUUUUGUUAUACCAUUUCUGUUACUAUGUAUUUGCAUUAGCUACAUUUCUGUUCAACUGCAAUCCAAGUGUGUCUAGCAUGACUAAUAAUACUUUUUUUUUUUACAA
Messenger RNA from Capsicum annuum, 1910 nucleotides. Its product is annotated as UDP-glycosyltransferase 71E1-like. Lineage: Eukaryota; Viridiplantae; Streptophyta; Magnoliopsida; Solanales; Solanaceae. The record is from RefSeq and is a predicted model, not a curated record. Gene Ontology annotation, molecular function: UDP-glycosyltransferase activity.